Messenger RNA from Sclerotinia borealis F-4128, 1227 nucleotides. Lineage: Eukaryota; Fungi; Ascomycota; Leotiomycetes; Helotiales; Sclerotiniaceae. The record is from the annotation of a GenBank genome assembly.
AUGGCCCCAGAAGAAUCCGAAUCGAUACGAAAAUGCAUAGGCGUUGAAUGCGAGAACGAUGCUGGCUCUUUACAAUGUCCGACUUGUUUAAAGAUUGGUACGAAGGAUAGCUUUUUUUGUUCGCAGGAUUGUUUUAAGAGAAGUUGGAAUGAACAUAAGAAAGCACACAAGUCACAAAGUAAUUUCCUCAGUAAUCUCUUCACCCCAAAAGUCGUUUCUAAACCCGAUCCAGCUUCUGGCCAAUUUAAUCCUUUUCCUACCUUUCCAUUUACUGGAUCAUUACGACCCGUUUACCCAUUAUCCGAUCACCGAGAAGUUCCAAAAACCAUCAAGCACCCCGACUACUGGAGAGAUGGAGUUCCGCGCAGCGAAAGGACGAGUCAAAGAAAUAAGAUUGAAAUUUUGACCAAGGAACAACAGGAAGGCAUGAGAAAGGUUUGUCUGUUGGGUAGAGAAGUAUUGGAUAUCGCAGCUUUAGCCGCUAAGCCUGGAGUCACAACCGACUACAUCGAUGAGAUUGUACACAAAGCUUGCUUGGAGAGAAAUUCAUACCCUUCUCCUCUUAACUACUGCGAUUUCCCAAAGUCAGUCUGCACAUCCGUCAACGAGGUCAUUUGCCAUGGUAUUCCAGAUAGGCGAGUUUUGAAGGAUGGUGAUAUUCUCAACAUCGACGUUACGCUGUAUCACGGGGGCUUUCACGGCGAUCUUAACGAAACAUAUUAUAUUGGUGAUAAAGCAAAGGCGGACCCCGACACAGUACGAGUAGUGGAAGCUGCACGAGAAUGUCUGGAUGAGGCCAUUAAGAUUGUCAAACCAGGAGUACUAUUCAGAGAAUUUGGAGACAUUAUAGAAAAGCGCGCCAAGGAGUCGAAGUGUAGCGUCAUCAAGGCAUACUGUGGUCAUGGCAUCAACAGCUUGUUCCAUUGUGCACCAAAUAUUCCUCAUUAUGCGAAGAAUAAGGCCGUCGGUGCAGCAAAACCCGGCAUGUGCUUUACAAUCGAGCCCAUGAUUGCGUUAGGAACACAUAAGGAUAAGACUUGGCCCGACAACUGGACAAGUGUUACUCAAGAUGGAAAGAAAACGGCUCAAUUUGAGCAUACUCUUUUAAUCACGGAAGACGGUGUUGAAAUAUUGACAGGAAGGUUACCUAACUCUCCCGGUGGACCUGUACCAAUGCCAGUGGUCGCAGAAGAGACUAAUGGUGAGAAGAAGGAAGUGGCAGCUUGA